AUGGCCUUUGAGUACGACCCCACAGAAAUAGCUCCCAAAGUGAUAGAAGUCCUACGAUCAUUCUCUCAACACAUACGCAAACCCGGCUCAGAAGAAGACUUUGAGAAAGUGUUCGAUGCCAUCCAGGGCCGAGUGAAAGAGUACAUUUCCGAAAAUGCACCAAUUACUAUGGUCUUACCGGCAUUUCCCUGGAAGAACCCUAAUCUCGAUAAAGUCUUGGGGGCUGAUCCGGAUUUGGGUGAGGAACUUGGACUGUCGAGGUUGAAUGAUAUAUGCCAAGAAAUUUCGAAGUUCUAUCCCUAUGGUGCACGACUUAUGCUAAUAUGUGAUGUGCCUGUGUACAACGACUUGGUUGGGAUUCCCGACGAAGAAGCGUAUGACUACGGUCGACGUCUCCGGGAGCUAGCUCAAGAGAAGAAAUUCUCCUCAAUACAAUUCGUCCGACUGAUGGAUCUAAUGGGAUUGGGAGACGGGGAAAAGAUUUCCAAGCCAGACUAUUUGGAGCUUGUCCCCGUUAUUAGACAAAGAUUGAUGUCGAGCGAGUACUUUGAUCAGACCUUCAACAUUGAGACUGAACUUGAGACCAACCCGGAUACCAAAGCUACGUUUGAUGGAUUCUUCAGUCGUAUUUCGGAAGAUUUGAAAUGGGGCAAGGGACUCGAUGCGGCUGUUGUCGCUGAUCAGACUGCAUAUGACGCGGAGGUUGCAAGAGUGGUCAAAGCCAUGAUACAGCGUCUUAUUGCGUACGAGAAGUUGAUAAACGUGACUCUAGGUAGUCACAUUCGCCUCUCAAUUCAUCCUUCCAUAGGAAAGAACAAGAUAUCGAUCCCUCUUCUCCCCCAUGCAGGAAAAUUCGGUGAUAUGCCUUGGCAUGCAAGCCUGGUUGUUCUCUCCAAUGGAGACAUCAAAACAGGAGAUGCAAAGGAUUUCCGUGAACAGUACGACAUCAUCAUGAAAAAUGGCAAACCUUACUACUUCCGCGAGCGAAACACGUUGUACGACUGGUCGGUGCCGGUUGAUAUUCAACAUUCGUACAAGAGCUUGCUCUUUAAGAAUCCGGGAUAUGGUGAACAGACUCUGCAGGCCGAUGACCGCUUAAAACUUGCACGUUGCAUUGUAUCUCACAAGGAUUAUACUGUGCAUGUAGAAGGAUUCGCGGUACCAGAGGGUCAAGUGGCAUGA
This is a messenger RNA of Talaromyces amestolkiae, 1182 nucleotides long. RefSeq lists its product as uncharacterized. The record is from RefSeq and is a predicted model, not a curated record. Lineage: Eukaryota; Fungi; Ascomycota; Eurotiomycetes; Eurotiales; Trichocomaceae. Bases 1 to 1182 code for a protein of 393 amino acids. The transcript is spliced from 3 exons.